Molecule: messenger RNA, 951 nt
Organism: Diachasma alloeum
Lineage: Eukaryota; Metazoa; Arthropoda; Insecta; Hymenoptera; Braconidae
Product: ATP synthase mitochondrial F1 complex assembly factor 2
Exons: 6
Coding region: 98-895 (265 amino acids)
Biological process (GO): mitochondrial proton-transporting ATP synthase complex assembly
Cellular component (GO): mitochondrion
Source: RefSeq, a predicted model, not a curated record
AAACAGAAUUGCUCCGAAAGAUCAUUUGAGAGCAUUUCCACCCGCAGAAUCCCAAAAUGAUCGCCUAAAGCCCCAAAGAGAGUGGAAAACCGUGAAAAUGUGGACUUCGAAGGUCAGGCUAUUCUUCCCCCGCAGCAUUUCUGUCAGAAAAAUGGCUACUGUGAAGAGGUUCUACAGGAGAACUAAUAUUCUGGGCAGCGGGGACAGGUUCGAGAUCACUUUGGACCAGAGGAAGCUGAAGACCCCCAAGGGGAAUGUCUUCGAGGUGGCCAGCAAACCUCUGGCUCUGGCUGUCGCUAUGGAGUGGGAGAGCCAGGAGGAUACCAUCAACAGGAGCAAUAUGCAUCUGACAGCUCUCUGCAGUACUUUAUUAGACAAUCCCCACCAGCACAGUAGAAUGGACAUCGUCAACUACAUCUCAAACUAUCUAGAAACAGACACUGUUUUAUUCCAGUCAGACGACACAGAAGAGUUAUUCCAAAUGCAAACGGAGAAGUGGGAUCCGAUAAUCCAGUGGUUCUGCGACAAGUACCAGGUCGACAUCACAAAGACCACCAGCAUUAGCCCCCCCAUCAUUCCUCAACAGACCAAGGAGACUUUGACGAGGCAUUUUGCUUCUUACGAUUAUCCAGCGUUAAUAGGGUUCAUGUAUGGAGUUGAUGUUCUCAAGUCAGUGAUUUUGAUGAUGGCUGUCUGCGAGAGGUUCAUCAAUGUGCAGAAUGCUGUCAGUCUAGCUAGAUUAGAGGAAGAAUUUCAAAUUUCACACUGGGGGAAAGUAGAGUGGUCCCACGACCUCAGUAAAAACGACCUCCAGGCUCGACUCUCAGCAGCUGUUUUAUUCAUCCACCUCAAUACAUCAUCAGUAACAUCGAAACCGAAGAUGGAGAGCACGUGAAUUGUAAAUAAUAUUAUAAAAUCUAGACAAGUAUAAAAACAGAAUUAUUGAACAGG